Molecule: messenger RNA, 3246 nt
Organism: Danaus chrysippus (African queen)
Lineage: Eukaryota; Metazoa; Arthropoda; Insecta; Lepidoptera; Nymphalidae
Source: the annotation of a GenBank genome assembly
AUGCCACACGUCAGUUCUCCUUCCCGUACUUUGGAAGGGAAGACCGGUAAGCCGAUAAGUAUUAAGAUACCGGAACAGAGAACAAACGGCUCCAAUGGAAUACUCUCGCCGAAUUCGAAUGGCCCUCUAUCGCCCCCGAUACUGGAUGCCACACCUAAAAAGCCACCGAAAGCCCCCCUGGGACGUGCUAUACUGCCGGUGAAAAAAUCUAAGACGCUUCCAAUUAAUUUUGAAGAAAAAGUCCCUCCUAAGCUAUCUUCGGGAUUUUUAAGUGGUAAGAAAUUUGUUGUUACCAAACCACUGAAAGAAGUCAGAACAAUACCACAACAGACGGAAAACGGAAACUAUUUAUCAACUCGAUCUUUGAGUCCUGCUUUGAAGAGAAGCACAUCGGUUUCAAUAGAGACAGGUUCGAUCGCGGAGCUUGCUCGUAGACAUGGCUCCAAUAAUAUCCUUACAUCACGAUCACCAAGUCCCUCUUCCUACGGAAGUGUCAAGAGUUCUGGAAGCCACUACUCGACUUGUAGCAGUAACAGCACUUUCGUUCCAUUAUCCCGUUCAUCGAGCUUAACUUCUACACUCUACAAUAGAACUCCCACUCCACGAAGAAUGUACCCACAGACCUCUGACAACUCAGACAAUGUUGACCUCAAAGAACUAUCGUCUAAAGAGCAAGCGCCCGUCGUCUUCGAUGCGAAUUUAUCAUUUGUGCUUGGUUGUAAGAAGCAGCCAGUACGACAAAAAUUCAAGCCGAUAGCUGCUCAUCUAGAAGAGGGAACCUCGUCCAAUUACUUGAGUACUAAAAUAGAUAACUUUCUGAAAAGAACCGAUCAUGUUAUGGAUGAAUGGAGAAGAAUGGGCCACAAGGAUGAACCAGAUCUCGAAAUGUACUACGAUGGAAAAAAGAGGAAAAUUGGUAGAUCGAAAUCCGCUACAAAUAUCAUGAUAAAAGGAUUCACUCUGUUCAGCCGCAGCGGAAGCCGAGCUAGCAGCGUCUGUAGGUCCUCGAGAGGCAUAUCUGAAGAUCGUACCACAGUUUCUGAAAUGGAUGAGUUAUCAGAGGUUGGUGGUGAGUUAUCAGAAGAGCGUGCGGCAGCGGCCCUAGCGACCGAACGAGCUGAUGCAGAGGCUGCGGAGAGAUUAAGAAUUGAGAGAGACAAUAGAGAACUACUGGCUAACAACCAACGUCUACAACAGGCAUCCGAACGCUUGGAACUGGAACUCCUUCAUUGGAGAUCUGCGGAGAAUGGUAAUGCUGAACCGUCUGACUCCGAGGGUUCGGAAGCAGAUGGAACUGCCAGCGGCGAUAAAUACAAGAGGCGGUUUGAGAGGGCCCACAGAGAGCUGCAACUGCUCAGGGCCCAGCUGAGAAGACAGCACGAAGACGACUUGGAACAGCUCGUGACAGUCAAGAAACAGCUCGAAAAGAAGGUUCAAGAUGCCUACGAGGAGGUCGAGGAACAGCGUGCGGUCGCUGCACAAUGGAAACGCAAACUGCAAAAGCUCACCAACGACAUGGCUGAUCUGAGAUCAUUGCUUGACGAACAAACGUGUCGUAACAAUCUGCUCGAGAAACGUCAGCGGAAAUUCGACGCUGAGCUCCACAGUGCCCAAGAGGAAUUGAAGAGAGAAAGAGCUGCUAAGGAGAGACUCUCGCGAGAGAGAGAUCAGGCGCACGCGGAGAAAUAUGCACUGGAACAGAGUCUAUCAGAGGCUCGUAUGGAGGUUGAGCUCAAGGAGGAGCGUCUGCUAUCAGCGGCGAGGGAGUUGGAGGAGAGGGGGGGAGGGGAUGAGGUGGCCGCUUUAAGGAGGACGCGCGGCGAGCUGGAGCGACGAGUGAGGGACCAGGAGGAGGAGCUGGACGAACUGGCUGGACAGAUACAGUUGUUGGAGAGUUCGAAGCUUCGUCUGGAGAUGCUUUUGGAGCAGCAGCGGAAGGAGGCUCGCCUUGAAGCGGCCGCUAGAGAUGACGAAAUGGAGGAAACUAGAGCGAACGCCUCUAAGAAACUUAAAAUGUUGGAGAGUCAGCUCGAAAGCGAGCAUUCUGAGCGGUCUCUGCUCCUUCGCGAGCGACACGAACUGGAACGACGAUUGGCGGCUCUUGAGGAGGCUGCGAGACAGGAGACACACGAACAGGGACAAUUGGUCAUCAGGCUUAAGAGGGAUGUAAAACGUUACCGCGCCUUGCUGCGAGACGCUCAGACGAUGUUGGAACAAAAAGAGAAGGAAGGCGGAGGGAAGACUCAGAUAAGACAUUUGAAGAAUCAGGUUGAAGAUUUGGAGCUAUCACUCCGCGCUGCAAACAAGGCACGUUCUACCGCCGAGAGCGAAGCGAUUGAAGCGACCGCAGCCCUUGAAGAAACCUCUCGGGCUAAGAACGAGGCUGUUGAGAGAGCUCACGCAGCUACAAGAGACGCGGCCGCCGCACGCGCAGCAUUAGACGACGCUGAGGAAGAAGCCGCUGAGUUGCUGAAGAAGUAUCGAGCUAGUACAAGCGCGUUAUGCGCCGCUCAAGCCGCCGCCCGCGAGGCUGAGUCACGAGCGGAGGCCGCCGCUGAAGAGGCUCGUCAGGCGAGAGAGAAACUCACAGAGAUGACGACCAGACUAGCACACGCUGAGGCAGGUCAUUCACACGAACAACACGAGGCUGGUAGACGACUUGAACUCAGGAAUAAGGAAUUGGAAUCGAGUUUGGAGUUAGAAGCGACGUCCCGAGCCCGUCUUGAGGGACAGUUGGCCAGACUGAGAGACUCUCACGAACAACUCGCCAGUGAACUUAGUGCAGCACGCGCCAAAGAUCACCAGGCCGCUGAGGAAGUUAGGAAACUAACAAGACAACUGAGGGAAUUAAAAGAAGAGAACGCAUCUCUAUCAUCUAAGCUGAGCGAAGUAUCUCGCGCUAAGAGCACAGCGGAGGCAGCGGCAGCGGCAGCAGCAGCAGAGGCAGCGGCAGCGCGGGACGAGGCCCGACUAGCGGCACGACGUGCGGCAGCGUUACAGGAAGCGAUCGCCGGAGACCUAUCAAGCCCCGGGGACUCUAGAGAUACUGAUAGUGAUAACGACAGUUACAGUUCCGAUGAAUCGAUAGGAACGUUCCUCGCCAACCACAAGCUGAGCCCGUCAGUACCUUCGCGUGCAAGUCUUCAUCUAGACUCACAGAAAUCCCAAAGCCCGGAAGGUCGGCAGAGCAGGUCGAGCGUCGGUUCUAACAGCAAGUUGAGUCCAACGAAGGAAUCGUUCGCAUAA